Molecule: messenger RNA, 474 nt
Organism: Cylicocyclus nassatus
Lineage: Eukaryota; Metazoa; Nematoda; Chromadorea; Rhabditida; Strongylidae
Source: the annotation of a GenBank genome assembly
AUGAAUGUUGAUGAAGGUAUAAACAGGCUUAAUGAAAAACUACAGCAACACAACGCUGGUAUCUUUGGAGCUGACGGAGUACAAGUAUCAAUGCACUCUUUGUGGUGCUCCAGACCAUCAGCGAUUCAGGGCAAUCAGUACAGCCUGAAAGAGUAUGACGAAAUUGAUUCAAGCCUAUCAAGACCUAUCGGAACACUUAACUGCAAACACUUUAUUUCAUACUGCAUUCUUUCAAUUUCUACUCCGCUUUACAGCAAAGCAGAGAUUGAAGAGGCGAAAAACCGCAGUAAUGAGAUUGUAAGCUACAAUGGAAAAGAGUGUACAAGAUAUGAAGCAUCACAGAAGAUGAGAGCAAGAGAACCCUUGAAAAAUCAGGCAGAAAUGAAGCUGAAUGCUCAGCUUAACAACUACAAAGACUUCUGUAAUCAGGUCGGAUUAACACCGAUGAUGAGCAGAACGAAAUACGUUAUAUAG